CGACUACCACUACUUUAGUCUUCCAAACAGCUCCGAAGGGAGUACAUCUAAAACGAGAAAAUGCGAUGCGGGCAGUAGAAUUCUUGCAAAAUUCGAAGACAAACUUUUCUCUAGGCGUUUUACCAUUUUGACCCCAAAAUUAAUUCGUUCUAAUCAAGUGACUUCCCCUUCGGAAUAGUUUCAAUUGAUCAAAAUUACAAUGCUGUCGCGGAGUAAGACGCUCAUUUGCAUGUCGCACGUACUGCAAAAGCAAGUGCCGGGCCUGAUGUUAUCCUGUCGCCAGUUUAACAAGGAGUCGGAGGGCAGUCUGUACUCGCAGGAUGGCUGGGACAGUGGGUAUCCGAUACCGACGACGCCGCGCAAGGACCUCAAGCGAAUGGAGCCCAAGGACAAGACCAAGGUGUACGACGCCUGCUGGCAGUCCACGCGUCGCACUGAGUAUAAAUGCCGAUCGGACCCCGAGUUCAAUGUGCCGGCCUUCAUAGAUGCCCGCAAGCAUUGCCUGGCCGAUCCCUGCGCCAACGAUGUCCUGGCCAUCGACAUCACCCACUACAAGCCCUCGGAUAUGGGCAAGCGGAAAUACCCGCGCACCUGGUAUGAGUGCGUGGUCAAGCGGCGCAAACUGAAGCAACACUGCGUCCCAACUCCGCCCCCUAUUCCGCGGCGCAAGCGCAAGGACCUUGCCGCCCAUUGUCCCGUGAAUAUGUGCGUUCUGGGCAAACUGGACCUCAACCUCACCGAACCCUGCAAACUGAUGAAGCCCAGCAAGUGUCCGCGCUUCAAGAUGCCCAACUGCUGUGUGGCCGCCCGCGAUCCGCCCAAGUGCCGUCGCCCCUUCAGGCGAUGUGGCACCCGACCCAAGACCAAGUAUCCAAGUUUCUCCGAGUGCAAGAAAGAUCCCUUCCCGGAUGCCCGGCCCAUUGAGUGCAAUUGCCUACUAAGGCCGGCCAUCUGCGAGAUGUGGCGUUACUAUCGCCGCCGGAAUGGCUGAUCAAUUCGACACCGAAAAGGAAACUUUUCCAACGGUUGCUUUUAUUCAAUUCGGACUAAUGAAAUUUUUUUUGUUCAGAUGCCUACCGCAAGCUUUACUAACAGAGCUGUAGAAAUAAAAGCGUGUUUUCUUUCUUUCAA
Messenger RNA from Drosophila rhopaloa, 1131 nucleotides. RefSeq lists its product as uncharacterized. The record is from RefSeq and is a predicted model, not a curated record. NCBI's taxonomy places the organism in Eukaryota, Metazoa, Arthropoda, Insecta, Diptera, Drosophilidae. The transcript has a single exon. Bases 200 to 991 code for a protein of 263 amino acids.